Molecule: messenger RNA, 756 nt
Organism: Capsella rubella
Lineage: Eukaryota; Viridiplantae; Streptophyta; Magnoliopsida; Brassicales; Brassicaceae
Product: glycine cleavage system H protein 2, mitochondrial
Exons: 3
Coding region: 58-528 (156 amino acids)
Biological process (GO): protein lipoylation; glycine decarboxylation via glycine cleavage system
Cellular component (GO): cytoplasm; glycine cleavage complex; mitochondrion
Source: RefSeq, a predicted model, not a curated record
UCUCUCACUGUUGUUGUGUAUCUGCGCGAGAUCUCAACAACAAAAAAAAAAAAAAAAAUGGCUUCUAGAUUAUUGUGGGCGUCUAGGGUUGCUUCUCAUCUAAGGAUCUCCGUUGCUCAACGAGGGUUUGCCUCGGCUGUUUUGAAGGAUCUGAAAUAUGCUGAUUCACAUGAAUGGGUGAAGAUUGAGGGGAAUAAAGCAACAUUUGGUAUAACGGAUCACGCUCAGGACCAUUUAGGAGAUGUGGUCUAUGUGGAGUUACCUGAGGUGGGACAUUCUGUGUCACAAGGGAAGAGUUUUGGAGCGGUCGAAAGUGUGAAAGCUACCAGCGAUAUUAAUUCUCCAGUCUCGGGUACGGUAUUUGAAGUCAAUGAGAAGCUGACUGAGUCCCCUGGAUUGGUGAACUCGAGCCCAUAUGAACAAGGAUGGAUCGUAAAGGUGGAGCUGAGUGAUGCAGGCGAGGCAGAGAAGCUGAUGGAUUCAGACAAGUACUCUAAGUUCUGCGAAGAGGAAGAUGCCAAACACUAAGCUUUUUAUCUAUUCCAGAUCUUCUCGAAGCUUCAACUGCAACACAGAUUGUUGUAUCUCGAUCUUUAUUGAUGGAUGAUCUAAGAGAAUUCUGAAGAUUCCAGUCUCUCGUUCUCGUUUUUUAUGUUUUGCUUUUUAGUUAAAUUAUUUGAACAAUGGUAGAGAAUAAUAAACUUUGGCAUUUACAUUGAUUUGAUCUUCCAUGGAGUUAUGCCUCUUUUUACUUAA